Messenger RNA from Pezoporus flaviventris, 5608 nucleotides. RefSeq names its product DLG associated protein 4 (gene DLGAP4). Gene Ontology annotation, molecular function: molecular adaptor activity. NCBI's taxonomy places the organism in Eukaryota, Metazoa, Chordata, Aves, Psittaciformes, Psittacidae. Bases 448 to 3525 code for a protein of 1025 amino acids. Gene Ontology annotation, biological process: signaling. Gene Ontology annotation, cellular component: glutamatergic synapse; postsynaptic specialization. The transcript has 15 exons. The record is from RefSeq and is a predicted model, not a curated record.
GGUGUGCGGGCUCCACUGCGGGGUGUCCGUGUGCGGGGCUGAGCGUGUCCGUGGCAGCCGCAUUGAGCCCGUGUGAGGGAGCAGCCCCAGCCCGAGCGUGCGGGUGCGCGCCGCGCGUCCACGCGUGUGUACCGCCCAAGGAGCCUGCUGAGCACGGCCACAGUGCUGCUGCCUGGCUCUGCCCAGCCCGCAGCCAGCGCAUGGACCACCACCGGCCCCCAGCUCGCGAAUGACAGCAGAGGAGUCACUGCGGAGAGCAGCAUCCGGACUGUCUUCAUGAGGGACAGCUCUGGAGGGACACAAGGUGCACAGGAUGCUGAACCUGGCCUAGACCCCAAGCCCAGCAAGCUGUGAGAGGUGCAGGGGAGUCUGCAGGAGAGCAGGGCCAGCUCCUGCAAGGGCUCUGCCACACCAACCCUGAGCAAUGGUCUGGGAAACACUGGGACCAUGAAGGGCUUAGGAGAUAACAGAAGCCGCCACCUUUCUGAUAACCUGGACUCCCCUCAAGACUCUCUUUAUGCCCCCCAGGACAGGAACCCCUAUCUCCUCAGCCCCACCGACUCCUUCACCAUGGACCCCCGAUUCCCAGCCCAAAACACCCUCCACGGCGACUGUCUCCUUCCACUCAACAACCAGAUCUCCAACAGCAGCACAUUCCCGCGCAUCCAUUACAACUCCCACUUCGAGGUCCCGGAUGACAACCCUUUUCCAAGCCAUGCCCAAGCCACUAAAAUCAACCGCUUGCCUGCGAACCUCCUGGACCAGUUUGAGAAGCAGCUGCCCAUCCACAGAGACGGCUUCAGCACCCUCCAGUUUCAGAGGAGCGAUGCAAAGCACCGCAGCGAGAGCCCUGGGCGCAUCCGGCACCUCGUCCACUCGGUCCAGAAGCUCUUUGCCAAGUCCCAGUCUCUGGAGGGCCCCACCAAAGGCAACGUGAAUGGCAAGAAGGGGACGGAUGACGCCAAGCAAAACCGGAGGAGCAAGAGCAAAGACCGGGCGAAGACCUCCGAGCCCAAGCGCAGGACCAGAUCCAACAUAUCAGGCUGGUGGAGCUCAGAUGACAACUUAGACAACGAUACCUGCAGCUACCGCAACCCAAUGGGCCUCAUGACGCUGGGCAGGCAGCCGGACCACAGCCAGCCCAAGUACUUCAUGCACGCUUACAACACCAUCAGCGAGCACAUGUUGAAAUCCUCCAAGAGCAAUAACGACCUCAAGGUCACCCCAUGCACCAAUAUCCCCAUCAACAAUGACUCCAACUACAUUAAGAGGGGCUCCUGGUCCACGCUGACGCUCAGCCAUGCCCGGGAAAUGUGCCAGAAGGCCUCGGCCACGAUCGACAAAGCCUUGCUGAAAUCCAAGUCCUGCCAUCAAGACUUGGCCUAUCACUACCUGCAGCCUGACGGAGGGCUGUGGGCGCAGCUGGGUGGCGUGAGCCCGGCCAGCAGCUGGGCAGCCCAACCGCUGGGCUGGGAGGACACGGGGGCCACCCCGCCGCAGCCGAGCGAGCCCCCGCGGAGCUGGGACCAGCCCCUCAGCCCUGGGCAGACCGACGCGGGCAGCGGCCAGGUGCCUCAGGGGGAGUGGAACAACACGCUGUCUCGGGACAAAGACAGCGAGAUCCCGUGCCGGCGCAUGCGGAGCGGGAGCUACAUCAAAGCCAUGGGGGAUGAUGAUAGUGAAGACUCAGAAACCAGCCCCAAACCAUCCCCGAAAACUGCAGCUCGGAGGCAGAGUUACCUCAAGGCCACCCAACAGUCCCUGAGUGAGCAGAGCACCACACAAAGGAGCCUGGACCGCCUGGACUCUGUCGAGAUCCUCCUACCUCCGAAGUUCCCAACCUGGGAGGAAGAAUACAACCAGAUCUCUGACAGCAUCAACGAGUCCAGUUGCAUCAACCAGAUCUUUGGACCCCCCUCACUUAUCCCUCAGAUAUUUACCCAUGGAGAGCAGGCACCGGAGCCGGAGCUGGGGGAGCAGUACGAGGCAGUCUGCGACUCUACCUACAGCGAGGCCGAGUCGGCCGCCGCGGAGGUGCUGGACCUGCCUCUGCCCAGUUACUUCCGCUCCCGGAGCCACAGCUACCUCCGAGCCAUCCAGGCGGGCUGCUCCCAGGAAGAGGACACGGGCUCCGUCCGCUCCAUCUCCCCCCCGCCGACGGGCAGCCUCAGCGGCAGCAGGACCCUGCCCAACAACAGCAGUUCAUCAUGCCUAGUGGCAUAUAAAAAGACUCCACCUCCUGUCCCACCGCGGACCACAUCAAAGCCGUUCAUCUCUGUCACUGUGCAGAGCAGCACUGAAUCGGCGCAGGACACCUACCUGGACAGCCAGGACCACAAGAGCGAGGUGACCAGCCAGUCAGGACUCAGCAAUUCCUCAGACAGCUUGGACAGCACCAGGACACCCAGUGUGACGAGGGGGAGCGUUGUGACUCCAGCCAGAGACACUCCCGAGUUACCUCAGAAAAAUGCAACUUUGAAAAGUGACAAAGGGACUCUGACCAGCGAAGAGCCUAAAGUGGAGAAUAUCCCCAAAAGAAAGCUGUCGUCUAUAGGAAUACAAGUUGACUGCCUUCAGCCAGUGGCAAAAGAGGAGCCUCCUCCACCAGCCACCAAAUUCCAGUCCAUCGGGGUACAGGUAGAGGACGAGUGGCGAAACAGCCACUCUCGCAGCAUGUCCACCAAACAGGACACAGACUCUGACACACAGGAACCUAAUAACUCUAGCUGUAAAUCAUCUGAGAGAAGCCUCGCUGAGUGCCCCCAACACAACAACUCCGUUGGUGGUGAUGCCACUACCAGGCAACCAGCCAAGCCCUCACAGAUUAAGAGAAACCUCUCCUAUGGAGAAAACAAUGACCCAGCCCUGGAGCCUUCCUCUCUCCCUCCUCCUGACCCCUGGCUCGAGACGUCCUCCACCUCACCAUCAGAACCCACACAGCCAGGAGCCUGCCGGCGGGAUGGGUACUGGUUUCUGAAGCUGCUGCAGGCGGAAACAGAGCGGUUAGAAGGCUGGUGCCGCCAGAUGGACCAGGAGACCAAAGAGAACAAUCUCUCUGAAGAAGUCUUAGGAAAAGUCCUGAGUGCAGUGGGCAGUGCACAGUUACUAAUGUCACAGAAAUUCCAGCAAUUCCAUGGUCUCUGUGAACAAAACUUGAACCCUAAUGCCAAUCCCAGACCCACAGCCCAGGACCUAGCUGGGUUUUGGGAUCUCCUCCAGUUGUCCAUUGAAGACAUCAGCAUGAAGUUUGAUGAGCUGUACCACCUGAAAGCAAAUAGCUGGCAAUUGGCAGAGACACCGGAGAGAAAGGAGGAGAAGAAACCACCCCCUCCAGUGCCAAAGAAGCCAGCCAAGUCCAAAUCCCAGCUGAACCGGGACAAAGCCUCUGAUUCAGACAAGCAGCGCCAGGAAGCUCGCAAGCGUCUCAUGGCAGCCAAGCGGGCGGCCUCGGUGCGGCAGAACUCGGCCACGGAGAGCGCAGACAGCAUCGAGAUCUACGUCCCCGAGGCCCAGACCCGCCUUUGAGCCCAGGGGCAGAGGAAGGAACCGUGUGGUUUUUAUAAGUCAUUAAAAAGGCAACAAAAAAAAAAAAAACAAAACACAAAAGGUUCUCUUAAACUAGUGUGGUUUCUUGAGUCUGGAGACAAUGAGCCAUGCUCGCAAAGGGCUCCCGAGUUGGCUUUUUUUUUUUUUCCUCUCAGCUUUAAGUAAUGAAGAUUUUAAAAAAAAAAACAAACAAAACAACAAAAAAAAAGAGGAAUUCCCCCUCGUUUUCUCCCUGGCUGUGGUGUUGCUGAAGGGACUGAAGAGACUCCUGGAAACUCCGACCCCUCGACUUGGACCUUCGGUCUUUUUACUUGUUCUAUCUAAUGAGAAUUAUUAGCUUGUUUACAAGAAGAGGACAAGACAACAUGAAGCCUUGAGCACUUGCCAUGCUGUGUUCUUCCUCCUCCUCGGUUCUGUUCUUCCUUCUCAUCCUUUUAGUUUGACCUGCUCCUGCCUCCUUUCUCCCACCCCUUUGCAUGGCUUUGUUUAACCGUGUUAGAAACAACCUCUCUUCCACCGAGCUCCCGAAGAGAACACCCAUUCAGUGUGUACUCCUGUUGCACUCUGCUAGCAAGCAGCCUUUCUUGGGGUGGGGGGGUGCUUUGUUUUCCUUUUGAUGGGGGAUAUCGGGGUGGGGGGAGGAUGGGGUGGGCAGGGGCAGGGUCAUGGGUUUGUAUUCCUCUUGUUUGAUUGAAGUUGAGAGGAUGACAGGGUCUGUGGAAUGUAACUGCAGAGUUGUUGAAAUGCAGCCCAGAAGCAAAUGUGCAAUAAGGUAGCAAAGGGGGGGGGGGGGGGGGGGACAGUGCUUGGCUAGCUGAUUUGGGGAGAGCACUACCCUACUCCAGGCCCAGGAGCUGAAGGAGCACAGAGCAACUCCAGGCACGAUCCACACAUGCUUCACUUUGUUGGGUUUUUUUUUCCUCCUCUUUUAUUUUUUAUGAGAUUAUUUUCAAUGAAUUGCGUGUUGAGAAAGAAGCUGCUACACUGGGGGGUGGGGGGAACCUGUUUCACAGGGGCAGUGUGAUGGUAUAUCAGGGUGGGAGGAGUGGGUUUUGUACAGAGGAAGGCACAGGUAGCUGGUGGUAGGCUGCCUGCCUGUAUGUAUGUGUACAUAUGCACAUAUACACUUAGUAGUACCUGUACAUUGAAUUCAUACACACGUAUACAUGCCCAUACACACAGUGCAGACGGUGUGCUUAAAAGCACCUUGGUGAGAAUGGGCAUAUGUAUAGCAUAUAUUUUUACAUGUACUAUAUCUAGAUGUGUGUAAAAGUGUGUGUAAAAAUAUAUACCCUGUGUGUAAUCAGAUGACUAUUUUUUCCUUAUCUCCCUGCUCUCUGGGUAGAGGAAGGAUUGCUACAUAUUUUUUAGCUCAUUUUUCCCCUUUGUAGGUCUCCUUUUCAGCCUGGCUUCUUGAAGCCACAUCUGCCACCACCAAAUUCUUUGCCACCCCCUCCAAAAAGCAGAGCAUUUGGCCUCAUUCGGAGUGAUCUGGUGCGAUUUGGGUUUGGUUUUUUUCCCUUCACUUGCUCGAAUGAGUUGGGAGAUUGUGUGUUACUUUUAUGGGGGUAGAAUCCCAGAGAUGGAGUCUGAAUCCCAACGAGGGUGUUGGUGAUCCAGAAGGCAAAAAGUAAAGGUAAAUUGUGAAUGAUGGCUGAGUUACAAUUAUAUGCUGUGAACUGUUGUCCAUGCACAGAUGCUCUUAGAGAUUUACUCUCAAAUGUGAAAUUGGGUUUAAUGUAACUCAAAUCCUGCAUUGGUUUUGACGGUUGUGGGUAGAGAUACUGAUGUGUUGGGUUGCACUGUUGUAAAGAUGCUGUUUUCGAGAUCUCUAGCACUGAACCGGGGACACAAAGGAAAAGGGUGGUUGGUUUGUUUGUUCUUAUUUACUCCUCCAGCCGUGUCUGAGGCUGCUGUGGGGGGGAGCUGGCCUGGAAGGCUGGUUUUUCUGGGGCUCAUUUUGUUUCCUGCCACCUUGGAGGAGGAGAACUCACAGCAGCAAGGGCAGCUGGCUGACUUACCAUACAAACCACGAUCAAUAAACAGAUGCAGUCUGACUUUA